ACCAUGAGUGGCAACAACCCGGAGCUGUUCUCACCCUCUCAGAAGUACCAGCUUCUUGUGUACCAUGCAGACUCUCUGUUUCAUGACAAAGAAUAUAGAAAUGCUGUCAGUAAGUAUACAAUGGCCUUGCAGCAGAAAAAAGCCUUAAGUAAAACUUCCAAAGUAAGACCUUCUACUGGGAAUGCUGCAUCAACUCCCCAGAGCCAGUGUUUACCAUCAGAAAUUGAAGUGAAAUACAAAAUGGCUGAGUGUUACACAAUGCUGAAGCAAGAUAAAGAUGCCAUUGCUAUCCUGGAUGGGAUUCCUUCCAGGCAGAGGACCCCAAAGAUCAAUAUGAUGUUGGCAAACCUCUACAAGAAAGCUGGCCAGGAGCGCUCGUCUGUCACCAGCUACAAAGAGGUCCUGAGGCAGUGCCCUUUGGCUCUGGAUGCCAUCCUAGGUUUGCUCUCACUGUCGGUGAAAGGAGCAGAAGUGGCCUCCAUGACCAUCAACGUAAUCCAGAGCAUUCCCAACUUGGACUGGCUUUCUGUGUGGAUCAAGGCAUAUGCCUUUGUGCACACUGGAGAUAACACAAGAGCUAUAAACACCAUUUGCUCUCUGGAGAAGAAGUCAUUGCUAAGGGACAAUGUGGACUUGCUGGGGAGCUUAGCAGAUCUGUACUUCAGAGCUGGAGAUAAUAAAAACUCAAUUCUGAAAUUUGAACAGGCACAAAUGUUGGAUCCUUACCUCAUAAAAGGGAUGGAUGUGUAUGGGUAUUUAUUGGCCCGUGAGGGGCGGCUGGAGGAUGUGGAGAACUUGGGAUGUCGUCUCUUCAACAUUUCUGACCAGCAUGCAGAACCCUGGGUGGUGUCUGGGUGUCACAGUUUCUACAGCAAACGCUACUCCCGUGCCUUGUACCUGGGAGCCAAAGCCAUUCAGCUCAACAGCAACAGUGUGCAGGCUCUGCUGCUCAAGGGAGCGGCUCUGAGGAACAUGGGCCGCGUGCAGGAGGCAAUAAUCCACUUCCGCGAGGCCAUCCGGCUCGCCCCCUGCCGCCUAGACUGCUAUGAAGGCCUCAUUGAGUGUUACUUGGCAUCCAACAGCAUCCGAGAGGCAAUGGUGAUGGCAAACAAUGUGUACAAAACCCUGGGAGCAAAUGCACAGACACUCACUCUGCUGGCAACAGUCUGUCUGGAGGACCCAGUCACGCAGGAAAAGGCAAAAACCUUACUGGACAAAGCACUAACACAAAGACCUGAUUACCUUAAAGCUGUGGUAAAGAAAGCAGAACUUCUUAGUAGAGAGCAGAAGUAUGAAGAUGGAAUUGCUUUGCUGAGGAAUGCACUGGCUAACCAGAGUGACUGUGUUCUGCACCGGAUCCUGGGAGACUUCCUUGUGGCUGUCAAUGAGUACCAGGAGGCAAUGGACCAGUACAGCAUAGCCCUGAGUUUGGAUCCUAAUGAUCAGAAGUCACUAGAAGGAAUGCAGAAGAUGGAAAAAGAGGAAAGUCCAACAGAUGCCACCCAGGAAGAAGAUGUGGAUGACAUGGAGGGAAGUGGAGAAGAAGGGGACUUGGAAGGCAGUGACAGUGAAGCAGCUCAGUGGGCAGAUCAAGAGCAGUGGUUUGGGAUGCAGUAA
This is a messenger RNA of Acanthisitta chloris (rifleman), 1617 nucleotides long. RefSeq names its product anaphase promoting complex subunit 7 (gene ANAPC7). The annotation marks the transcript as partial. Gene Ontology annotation, molecular function: protein binding. Gene Ontology annotation, biological process: cell division. NCBI's taxonomy places the organism in Eukaryota, Metazoa, Chordata, Aves, Passeriformes, Acanthisittidae. The transcript is spliced from 11 exons. The record is from RefSeq and is a predicted model, not a curated record.